CUGGCGCAGCCUCCGCACAGCUCUCUGCCGUUGAGAUAUUGGUUGUACAGCCGGUGACAUUUGGCGUGGCUUCGAGCUACAUUUAUUAACUAAGGGCGACAUAUUAUUUAUUAAUUACCGAAUUUUAACCGUUUGUCGUUUCCCAAUAAAAAUGAGCACCAUUAACGUGAAGAAGCUCAAAGUUAACGAGCUGAAGGACGAGCUGAAAAAGCGAAAUCUCUCGGACAAGGGACUGAAGGCCGAGCUAAUGGAUCGCCUGCAGGCCGCGCUGGACGAAGAGGCCCUCGCCGGGGAUACCUCGGCGGCUCAGGAAGGCUCGGUAGAUGAUGGGUUCGACCAGUCUGUUGACCAAGAGGGAAUGGGAGAAGAAGAGGAAGGCGAAGGUGAAGGCCCAGUAGAGGAGAGCAUGGAAGCCAACGAGGAAGAAGCAGAGAAUGAGGACGACGGCAACGGCGUCGCCGAGGACGAAGAAAUGGGUGAGGGAGAAGACGGAGGGGACGGGGACGGAGGGGACGGGGACGAGGACGAUGAAAUGGAUCCCAUGCUGAAGGCGGAUGUGGACGACAUGGAAAAAAUUGAAGAUGGUGAGCCCGGAGACAACGCUGGAGAGGGGGAUGCGGACAAAGACACGAAUGCUGAUCAGAAGAAUAAGAAGGGUGUUAAGAGACGCCGGGAGGAACAUGGAAGGGGCUACUUUGAGUUUAUUGAAGAGAACAAAUACAGCUGGCUCACAGAGAAGAUUUCAGUGAAGCACAUUUCCAGCAAGAACUUGGAAAUCCAUGAUGUUCAGGUUGGAUGGUCYUUGUCAACUGGGACGCUGCUGCUGGGYGAGGAAGAGUUUUCCUAUGGUUACUCCUGCAAAGGGAAGAAGACCACCAACUGUGUGACUGAAGACUUUGGGGAAACGUAUGAGGAGAACGACGUCAUCUGCUGCCUCAUUGACUUUGAGGGCGAGGAGGUGGUCCUGUCCUUCACCAAGAACGGUGGGGAACCAGCCGUCGCUUUCAGGGUCCUCAAGGACUGCUUAAACGGCCAGGCCCUUUUCCCACAUGUCAUCUGUCGCAACUGCGCUGUGGAGUUUAACUUUGGCCAGAUGGAGACGCCGUACUUCCCAACGCCAGAGGGCUACACUUUCCUGCAGCAAAUCCCUGUCAGCGAGCGAGUGAGGGGGCUGAAGGGACCCCAGACUAAGGCCGACUGCGAGAUCAUUGUGAUGGUUGGUCUGCCUGGCUCUGGCAAAACUACAUGGGUCAAGAACCAAGUCCAGCAGAACCCUGGGAAGUACUACAUCCUGAGCAGUGACACCAUUGUGGACAAGAUGAUGAUCAACAGUUUGAAACGCCAGUCCAAGGAUAUCACCAAGCUGAGUGCCAUUUCCCAAAGAGCUCCACURUUCCUGGGCAAAUUCAUUGAGAUCGCUGCUCGCAAGAAGAGGAACUACAUUCUGGAUCAUGUAAGUUUUGCUCGUUCUCUGUCUCUCCAGUUCCAGCAGAGAGGAGGCGGCCGUGGAAACUUUGGGCAGAAGAACAGCAACUAUGGCAACAACAGGAACAGCGGGGGCUUUGGCAACAGGAACGGCAUGGACAAGGCUCAGGCCUUCAACCAGAGCUGGCAGCAAGGGUUCUGGAACCAGAAACCUUGGAGCCAGCAGUACCAGCCUGGAUAUUACUAAGACAGUUGUUCUUAUGGACUGGUGGCUGACACUGAGAACCCACCACUAGCCACGGAACAUCCCCUCUCUCCCUCCCCCUUUACUGUAUGACUUUGUUCCCCUAAAACCCACUUUUAAAGGUCGAAAACCCACCGACUUCCAAAACGGCGCAAGGCGAUUUGAUCUGGAUCCAGAACAUUCCACCAGAGGAGAGCAGGAAGCAGAAAACGUAAUCAGAGCUUUAUAAAGUCUAUUUGAUUGUGGGUUCUGUCUCAUUCAGACACUUUUUUUUUUCCCUUGUUGUACAUUUAAAAAAAAAAGUCCCCCCCUGUUCAACCACUUUUUAAAUGACAUGCUUUUAAAAAAAUAGUUUGUAAAAUCAGGAACAGGAAACGGAAGUGGGGCGAUUUCUGAUUUAUUUUUUUUCCCCAUUUGUUCUUCAGGGUUGUGCAUUUUAUCUGUGCUGUGAUUGCUUUGAUUUGCUUUUUUUUAUUACAAAUUGUAAAUAUUUGUUUUUCUCUGUAGCUUGUCAGACUAUAAGAAAUGUGAUGAUUGACAUAAACAGGAAAGCAGGACAGCUUCUAUUGGUAGACUGUUCAUGUCCGUGCUUUAAUGUUCAACAGUUAAACAGACGAUGGUAGAUUAAUGACUUUUUUUUUCUUUAUUUGUUCCCACCAUCAAACUUGUAAUAUCAUAGACCUACAAUAAACUACUUGUUUGCUUUUUUUUACAUUCA
Poecilia reticulata (guppy) is the source of this 2387-nucleotide messenger RNA. The record is from RefSeq and is a predicted model, not a curated record. NCBI's taxonomy places the organism in Eukaryota, Metazoa, Chordata, Actinopteri, Cyprinodontiformes, Poeciliidae.